Molecule: messenger RNA, 1956 nt
Organism: Helobdella robusta
Lineage: Eukaryota; Metazoa; Annelida; Clitellata; Rhynchobdellida; Glossiphoniidae
Exons: 11
Coding region: 1-1956 (651 amino acids)
Biological process (GO): cell-cell adhesion; axon guidance
Cellular component (GO): plasma membrane; axon
Source: RefSeq, a predicted model, not a curated record
AUGAAUAUGGUUUUACAUUAUAAAUUAGCUAGUUCAUGUGUUGCCUGUCGACUUGAAAUCAAACCAAAAACAAAGAGUUUAGUGAAACCGCUGAAUAACUCUUUGCUGUUCACCUGUGAGAAGGUAAGUGAUGAUGGUGGUUAUGAGGAUGAUGAAGAUGGCGUUGAUGAUUUCAAUGGAGGCAGAAUCAAAUUGAAAUGGUUUAACAAGUAUGGUGAAGAAAUUGUUGGCUCAUCUGGAAGAAUCUACGUGGAAAGUGGUUAUAACUCUAUAAAGUUGUUCAUAACAACAAUCAAAGAGGAGGAUGAUGGUGAUUAUACAUGUAAAAAUAUUGCCAGUGCAGUCAGUGAUGAUAAUGUUGAAAUGGCUUCUAUUAGUUUGUCAGUUUACAAGGACAUAACAUUUGAGGAUGCACCAGAGAAACAAUAUAUAGAAAUUCAUAGCAGUUCAACCAUUAAAUGUGUCGUUAGUGGCCUGCCAGUCCCAUUUGUGUCUUGGAGGUUCAAUGGCAGAAAAAUUAGUCCUGUACCUCCCUCUAUGACGAAACAUAUGUUGGAUGUUCAGGAAGUUGCUGAAGCUGGUAAUGUGACACUUUCAUGUUCGGCUCAUGCCAUGCCUUCUCCAACUUACCAGUUUUUUAAAACUGCAAAGACAAAGAACAAUGAGAUGGCUCAACAGGGUGCUAGGAUCCAUUCUUUACCGAAGAAGAUUACCAUUGACCCUGUCAAAGGCAUCAUGGUUAUAAUGAAUGUUAGCAAGCUGACCGGUGAUGAUGAUUAUAUUUAUCAAUGUUUGGCUGUUAACAAACUUGGAAACGAUUCCAGCUUUGGACAAAUCAAAAUUUUAACACCACCAGUAAUCAGCCUACAACCAAUAGUUGUGACAACUAAAAAUUCCAAGGUCACCAUUGAAUGUGCUUCUACUGGAGACCCACUACCAGAUUUAUCAUUCAUGAGAAAUGGCGAAAAACUGAUGUCCGACUUUCUGCCGAACAAGGGUAGACACGUGUUAAAUGAAGUCAACCAGACGUAUUUGUUGUUGGAGAUAAGUGAUGUAGAAGUUGAAGAUGCUGGUACCUACACAUGUGCCUCCAAUAAUUCAGUUGGAUACGAUGAAAAAGGGAUUGACCUUGUUGUUCAGUAUGCGCCAGUGUUUGUUGGUUACAAAUCAUCACUGAAGAGAAUGCAUGCCUGGCCUGGGGUCUCCAUCAACAUGAGCUGUCGUGUGCGGGCGGUGCCUCGGCCUGUCGUGCAGUGGUUUGUAAUGAGGAAUACACCCGGAGAUGGUGGUGAGGAUGGCUAUCAAGUCGUUCAUGAUGGUGGCAAGGUUUACAAAGUGUUUGAAAGCGAGGAAGGCCCGCUCCUGCAGAUAACAGUGGAAAAAAAAGAUGAUGAAAUUAGUUCAGACAAUCACACUGACGUGAGAGACAAGAAUAUUGAUGAUGAUGAACGCAACAUUUUCACUGGAUACAUGUGCAAGGCUGUGAAUGAUCACAGGAAACAAAAGAAGGAGGCGGAUUGGUUUUCACAGAACCCAAGGCCUGUUUUCACUGGGCCUGUCUGUGAGUCGGUCGGCUUUCGCACAACCCUGGCCUGUUUUCACUGGGCCGUCAAGUCUGAUCGGCUUUCGCACGACCAAGGGCCUGUUUUCACUGGGCCUGUCAGUCAGUCGGUCGACUUUCGCACAACCCUGGCCUGUUUUCACUGGGCCGUCAAGUCUGAUCGGCUUUCGCACGACCAAGGGCCUGUUUUCACUGGGCCUGUCAGUCAGUCGGUCGACUUUCGCACAACCCCGGCCUGUUUUCACUGGGCCGUCGAGUCUGAUCGGCUUUCGCACGACCAACACAAGACAACAAGAGUCAGAACAACACUGGAAACAAAUUGUGUGUCUUCAGUACGCGUGCGAAACUAUGCCAAUGAGCAUAGUCUCGUACUAAAUCCACUUUUGAGAACUUAA